AAAUAGUGAGAGUAUAUAAUCAUUCCAUUCUCAUUCAUUGAGUGAGGUGUCAGUUUUAAUUUGGAAGAAAUUUGUUUUUGAAUUUGUUGUGCCUUUCGACUCAAAUUGAAUUUCUGUGUUAUAAUGUCCGCAAUUCCGUUACCAGAGCCGUUGAAGAGAUUGUUUGAGUACGUUGACGGACAUAAGGCCGAGUACAUAAAAAACUUGAGUGAUGCCGUUGCCAUCAAGUCUGUAUCAGCAUGGCCAGAAAAACGUCCCGAUAUAACGACUAUGGUCAAUUGGACCGUUGACAAGUUGAAGGCCAUCGGUACAACGGUUGAAUUGGCUGAUGUUGGCGUUCAAACACUCCCCGAUGGUACAAAGCUCGCUCUGCCGAAAGUAAUUUUGGGCAUUUUGGGAAACGAUCCAACAAAGAAGACUGUCUGUGUUUAUGGACAUUUAGACGUGCAGCCAGCACUGAUUGAAGAUGGCUGGGAUACGGAUCCAUUUGUGUUAACCGAAAAGGACGGCAAAUUGUACGGCCGUGGAUCCACGGAUGACAAGGGACCAGUUUUGUGCUGGAUCCAUGCAAUCGAAGGAUUUCAAGCGUUGGGCAUCCCAAUUCCGGUCAACAUUAAAUUCGUGUUCGAAGGAAUGGAGGAAAGUGGAAGUGAAGGACUGGACGAAUUGUUGUUCGCCCGGAAGGACGAUUUUCUCAGCGACGUGGAUUAUGUUUGCAUUUCGGAUAAUUAUUGGCUGGGAAAGGAGAAACCGUGUAUCACGUACGGCCUCAGAGGAAUCUGCUAUUUCUUUUUGGAGGUGGAGUGUGCGUCGAAGGAUCUGCACAGCGGAGUGUUUGGCGGUACUGUACACGAAGCCAUGACUGAUUUGGUUUAUCUGCUGGGAACAUUGGUGAGAAAAGAUGGACACAUUCCAAUCGACAACUUAUACAGAGAGGUGGCACCACUGCGACCGGACGAAAACGAAACGUAUGAAAAGAUUAGCUUUGACGUCGACGAAUUCAAAAAGGAUGUGGGCGCAACGACGCUUCUACACAAUGAAGACAAAACGCAAUUGCUCAUGCACAGGUGGCGUUAUCCAUGUCUAUCCAUUCAUGGCAUCGAAGGCGCAUUCUACGAACCAGGCCAGAAAACAGUCAUACCACGGAAGGUCACCGGCAAAUUCUCCAUUCGCAUUGUGCCGAACCAACAGCCGGACGCAAUUGAGAAGUACGUCUGCGACUACAUCAAUGCGAAAUGGGCGGAACGCGAUUCGCCGAAUAAAAUGCGCGUUUUUAUGUCGCAUGGCGGUAAGCCGUGGGCUGAAGAUCCGAAUCAUCCACAUUAUGUUGCGGCCAAGCGAGCCACUCAACAUGUUUAUCGUGUUGAACCAGACAUGACAUGCGAGGGAGGUUCUAUUCCGGUGACGUUGACGUUCCAGCAGGCAACCGGGAAAAAUGUGGUCCUGUUGCCAGUUGGGGCAGCUGAUGACGGUGCUCAUUCUCAAAAUGAGAAAUUGGACGUUCGCAACUACAUUGAAGGGACAAAACUUCUUGGAUCGUAUUUGUAUGAAGUGGCACAAUUGGAAUAAAGUCCACCCACAUGGACGCUAAAAUGUAUUCAUAUCCAUCGAAAACGCAGUAACAAUAAAGGCGGAAAA
Molecule: messenger RNA, 1638 nt
Organism: Bradysia coprophila
Lineage: Eukaryota; Metazoa; Arthropoda; Insecta; Diptera; Sciaridae
Gene: Cndp2
Product: Cytosolic non-specific dipeptidase 2
Biological process (GO): proteolysis
Molecular function (GO): metallodipeptidase activity
Source: RefSeq, a predicted model, not a curated record